UUCUCUUGCUUUUGAAUGUUUCAGAGACAUGGCCUUUCAGGGAAGAACUUUCUAACAAGUUACAUUCUUUUUUUAAAGAACGGGCCAUCUUACAAAUUCUACUUGUCCAGUUCUGAAAGGGAACAUUAUGAAAAAGAAUUCAGCCAAGAACGACAACAAGAAAUUUUGAGAAGAACAGCAAGGGACUUACCUAUCUACACCACAUCAGGCUCAAGGACCAUCAGAUAUUGUGAAAGAUGUCAGUUGAUUAAACCUGACCGUGCACAUCACUGCUCAGCAUGUGACAUAUGUGUUCUUAAGAUGGAUCAUCACUGUCCUUGGGUGAAUAACUGUGUGGGAUUUUCUAAUUACAAAUUCUUCCUGCUGUUUUUAUUGUAUUCCCUAUUAUAUUGCCUGUUCGUGGCUACAACAGUUUUACAGUACUUUAUAAAAUUUUGGACGAAUGAACUUACAGAUACUCGUGCCAAAUUCCAUGUACUUUUUCUUUUCUUUGUGUCUACAAUGUUCUUCAUCAGCGUCCUGUCACUUUUCGGCUAUCACUGCUGGCUAGUUGGAAAAAAUAGAACAACAAUAGAAUCAUUUCGUGCACCCACAUUUUCAUAUGGACCUGAUGGAAAUGGUUUUUCUCUUGGAUACAGUAAGAACUGGAGACAAGUCUUUGGUGAUGAAAAGAAAUACUGGCUACUUCCCAUAUUUUCAAGUUUGGGUGAUGGUUGCAGUUUUCCAACUCGCCUUGUGGGAAUGGAUCCAGAACAAGCUUCUGUUACAAACCAAAAUGAAUAUGCCAGAAGUAUUGGCUCAAAUCAACCUUUUCCUAUCAAACCACUUAGUGAAUCAAAAAACCGAUUGCUGGACAGUGAAUCUCAAUGGACAGAGAAUGGAUCUGAAGAGGGCACUGUCAGAUCAGGGACAAAUAACCAUGCUACAGUGACAAUAAAAAACUGAGUACCACUUGUUCAUAACCAACCAAUUGAAUCAGAACAAGGUUUCUAAAAACAUAUUAUGGACUGAUAUUUUCAGUAUUAUUUGCAAGAAAAUCAUCAAUGGGAUGAAAUAAUUGAACUAUAACAAGAUAUAUUUUUUCAAAAAGGACACCUUUGUACAGAUCGCUGGAACCACAGAAGCGCUACUGCAGAGCAGGAAGCUGCCUUAAUCUUAAAUAAGUCCAGCAUUGACUUACAGCUACAAAUGUGACUUACUUUUACUUUGCAAAUAACGCUUACCUGUUAUAAGAUGCUAUAAUAUGUCAGAUCACAUGUUAACAUGGCAUAUGUAUUUUUUGAUACCUGAGUUACAUUAUCAGAGUUGUUUCCUAGUGUCCAUAUGAAUUAUCACUCUAGAAACAGAAGCUAAAAACUUCUCUUAAGUGAAGUAUAUCUAGGCCAGUAUGGUGGCGGAAACUGAAUAAUAAUAUCCAAAUUACUGUUGCUUGUACUAUGUAAGGAAGAGAAAAUAACUGCUUUUUAAAAAUUGGAUGUUUGAUCAUUUAUAAUUACUGUUUUAUACUUUUCAACAUUUUUAAUAAAGAUUUUUUUUAUUGUUGGCUAUACAAUAACACUCAGAGGGAUUAAGAUAUCUAAAUAUAAUGAUUUAAAACAUAGAGCACAUUUGUAUAAUUCAUUGAAGGCGUAGUUCUAAGCAUUAAUACAACAAUAUUGUAUAGUGUUGUGCCCAAGGUUUAAAGGAAACUUGGCAGUAUAAGAAAUAUUUUUGUUUCUCUCUGAGUUAUAUUUACUUUCUUGUUGAAUUUUUAUUAGUAUACAUGCAGGAAACCACAGAAGCACUUAGAAAUAUUGGACAAAGUAGGAAUAGGUAGAAGUGGCUAGAAGAAAAGUAAAGAGAAAGAUAGGCAGGCUGUUGUAAGUUGUUAAAAAUAUUUUCAGUUCUAAAGUAUGUAGAAUGCAACAUGCUAUUAAAUUGACUUUCAAAUUUCAAUUUAGGUAAUGAUGAAAAAUUACAUUGAAACUUUUUACAGUAAUCCUAUAACAGUUUAAACUGUUGCUUACAAUGCAGUUUGAACUAGGGUGAAACUGUUUAGCAUAAGACUGCCCUCAGGAAAGAAAUUUUAAGCUGAAUAGUCAUUUAAAACUUUCAGUCUCUUGAGAGGUGGAUUCCACUCUUAAAUGCAAAAUACUAAAUCUGACCUAACAGAACAUCUUUCUGCCUAGACACAUAUCCUCUUUUCCUUUUGAAAUCCAGUCUAAGUGGCAAGAAUUGUUGCAUUAAUUAUAAAGAAAAAUACAAUAUCUGUUAAAGGAGAAACAAUGUAGAAAUGUUUAUCCCUGUUUAUACUGUUCAGUCAGAUAUAUGCACACAAACCAAAAUAAUUGAUUGCUUACAGUCAUGGACAGAGAUAAAUCUUAACCAGCAUCUAUAAUUAUCUAGGGUUAUAGUUCUCUUACCUGUAACAUGGGAUUGAGAGGAGGGGGUAUUACCAAUGAGUUGGACUGGAUAACCUCUAACAUUCUUCAGUUUCUGAUUUUGCAAAAUAAUCUUUUCAUUCAUCCAACAAAUAUUUUUGGAGUACCUUCCAUAUGUCAAACAGUAAACUAGGGAUAGCUCUAUAAUUUCCUAAUGUCACUUACAUUUUAUUAUUUUAUUUUUUUCACAUAAGUUUUAUAGUAAACUAUUUCAGGUUUAUAAUAUAUAGGAUUUGUCUAAUUACAUUGGCUAAUACUAAUAUUAGAUUUUAAAAGGAAGUAACUUUGUUUCCACUUCGAACCAAAGGAAUGCGUUAGCUUUGAAAAUAUAGUUUGGAAUACUAUAAUAUGGAUCUUCUACCUUUAUUUCAACUUUGUAGUAUUAAUAAUCUUGAUUUUAGAAAAUUUUUAAGUAGAUUAAGUGAGUGAUAUCAGUUACCAACCAAAACCAUUAUUCAUUUUGGCAAUUUGUAUAUCAUAAGGAAAUAGUAAAUGUUUUAAACUUAACACUUUCAGAAAUGAUCUGGUACUGUUUAUGAAUAUUAGAUCAGGAUUUGCAUGCACCUAAUUAACAAGUGAGGGCACAAUUUUCCCCCUUAACCUAUUCAGGCACUUUUGUGGUGUUGUAAUCUCUCUCAGUUCUUUUAAGUUCUUUUAUUUAACAUAGUCUUUAGUAGCAUAGUAAACACCUUUUCAGAAAUUUUCAUUUAAAGCCUUUUAAUUACCUUUGGUUUAAUUCAUGGCCAAUAUUUUGCCACAUUCUGAAUAAUAUUUGGUGGCUAAGUUUAUUCAUACACAUUAACAACCCUUCAUCAGGGCCUACUGGUGUGGUGUGGGAAUCAGGGAAUGGCUGCCUCUUUGGUAUUUCAACUGGUAUUGAUUAAUGCUGUCAGUCUUUGGGGGCAAAGGUCAAAAUGAAGCCCUGUGAAAAUUUAUUAGUACUGUCUUUGGUCCUUCAAACACUUGAACAAAAUUAUAUUGAAUUUCAGGUCUUGCCAUUGCCAUUAAAAAAAAAAUAAUGUGGACAGGAGACUUGAUUUUACCUGGGUACAAACUUACUUGAAUAUAUAGUCCCUGAGUCAUCUGCCCAGUAUCACUUUGCCAAACCAAAGAGCAGCUGCAGUAGAGUAGUUAUUAAACAGGGACACGUUUACAGAGUUUAGUUUCAUCUUUACAUAUGGGUGAUUUAAAAAAUCUUUUUACAUAUUUAAUGGUUAUGAUUCAAUGUGUCAUAAGUUACUUUGUAAGAUUAAAUCAAAUAUGCAGUGUUUACUUGAAUUUUAUUUCUAUUAGAAAGCAGAUUUUGACUUUGUUUAUAGGAGUGAUUAAAUUCAAGAUUAUCAGACAUGUGAGAUUUCCAUUCAGUAAACUUUAAAGCAAAUGUAUAUAGGAUUUGCAUAUUUGAGGCACUGUGUAGACAGUGACAAAUAUGUUUAGCUUACAUUUUCUUCUAGGACUAGCACUGUUAUCAUUGGAAAAUACUUUUAAUCUGUUAUUAAGAAAUUAAUCAUAUUUUUGCAUUUCAGCCAACAUAAAGACCAGAUGUAAUAAUACGUAAGAUACAGGUAAUAUGUAAACCUGAAAUCCCUGUGUUUCAUGUAAUCUGAACUAUAUUUUCCAAUUUGAAUUUAAAAUGCUAUAUAGAUUCAGAAAGGUCCAUAUUUUUCUAACAAGUUCACUUUGUAUUAUCCUGUUGGGUUGCAUAAAGCAGCAAGGAUUUGUAUUUAUAUUAAAAGCUUGAAAAAGCCAUUAUUCAAGUUUAUUAUAUUUGUACAUGAUUGCAGAGGAGUCUAUGCCCAUUUAAAAGAAAAGAUGGACACUAUUUUAAAGUGAUCUUUAAUCUUAUUUAAACAGAUUUGAAAUACAGUUUACUUUGGUUGUCUUUACUUACUGAGACCCAUAAGUCUUGUAUUUGUUUCUCAUAAAUAUAACCUUGGACCAUGACUAAUGUUAAUUCUUUGCUUUUUCUUUUGGAUAGCCUAACUACAUUGACAUGAAGGCUGAACGUUUUAAACUUUUUUCAAAAAUCAUAACUUUAUUAAUAAAGAAAUAAAAAUAAUGUCCUGUAUUUGAAGUUUGUUGUUGUUAUAAAGUGGUAUUUACCAAAUGAGAGUAACUAUUAUUUUGGUCAUAAAUCUGGUAAAAUAGUGUUUAGUUAGAGAUUUGGCUAAUAAUUUGGGGUAACCACAUCUAAGACAGUGUUAUUUGACUGUAACAAUAUUAUAGUUUACCUAGACCAGAGGUAUAGAUUGCUUUAUUCAAAAAGGUUUUAACUUAGCUUUUACUGAACAUAAUUUUCAAUUCAGAAGUAAUUUUUGGAUCAUAAGUACUUGCAAAACACUAGAAAUUGUUGAAUUGUGGUUAUCAAAAUUCUGAAUAAUAAAUUUUAUUUUAUGUAGAA
Messenger RNA from Miniopterus natalensis, 4821 nucleotides. NCBI's taxonomy places the organism in Eukaryota, Metazoa, Chordata, Mammalia, Chiroptera, Miniopteridae. The record is from RefSeq and is a predicted model, not a curated record.